AUGGAAUCUAUCUAUCAGGUAUGCGCGACUGUUGCUUAUUGCGUUGGGCUUGGAUCGACAACUGCACCAGCUGUAUAUCUACGAGAUUUCAUCGGGCCACUAACGGUUUUCGUCAGUAUGAACUUCGGUGCUUAUCUUUUCGGUGGACUGAUUGCUCUCACGGACUUGCUGUGUUUGAACGAGGCUCAAUCCUUGCAGCAACCACAAGUGACCGAAAACAGCCAAGGUGCCGAAGAGAAAUAA
Dicrocoelium dendriticum is the source of this 243-nucleotide messenger RNA. NCBI's taxonomy places the organism in Eukaryota, Metazoa, Platyhelminthes, Trematoda, Plagiorchiida, Dicrocoeliidae. The record is from the annotation of a GenBank genome assembly.